Messenger RNA from Pedinophyceae sp. YPF-701, 333 nucleotides. The record is from the annotation of a GenBank genome assembly. NCBI's taxonomy places the organism in Eukaryota, Viridiplantae, Chlorophyta, Pedinophyceae.
AUGGGUGGGAGGCUGCGCAUCCGCCCGUACGCGCUGAAGCUCUUCGCGAGCAACAAGUACGUCUACGCGCAGGUCCUCCGAAAGGCGGACGGCCACAUCGUCGCAUCGUCGUCGACCAUCGAGAAGGCGGUGCGGGACGACCUCAAGGCGAAGGGGCAGUCCACGUCCAACAAGGACGCCGCAGGACUGGUGGGGGCGCAGUUGGCGGAGCGCGCGAAGCAGGCGGGGGUCCGGGGCAUUGAGUGGAACAACAAGGCGGAGCACCAGAGGUACCACGGACGGUUUAGAGCGGUGGUCGACGCCAUGACCGCGAACGGUCUCCCUCUAGUGUGA